CACAAGUUGAUCUACAGUUUUAGAUCACGUCUGACCUGAAGAACACGGAAUAAUUUGAUCAGGAUUAGGACAGUAAUAUUUGGGAUGCACAUUAUUGAAAUGCUCUGCUGUGAAUGUGAAACUCUUUGAUUUAAAAACAGAAUACUGAGUGUUAAAACGUGAUUAGUGAACUGAAAGUGAAACUUUGAAGAAGGAUUUUGACGUGUGGCUCAGAAAAUGGCGUCUAAAUCUUUUUCUGAGGAGGAUUUCUCUUGUCCUGUGUGCUGUGAUGUUUUUAAAAAUCCUGUUCUUCUGUCCUGUAGUCACAGUGUGUGUGAAGAGUGUAUUCAGAAGUUUUGGGAAAGUAAAGGAUCGAAAGAAUGUCCAGUUUGCAGAAGAAGAUCAUCAAAGGAACUUCCUCCAUUAAAUCUGUCUUUGAAGAACCUGUGUGAGACUUUCUUACAGGAGAGAAGUCAAAGAUCUUCAUCAGGAUGUGAAGCAGUCUGCAGUCUUCAUGAAGAGAAACUCAAACUCUUCUGUCUCGAUGAUCAACAGCCGGUGUGUUUGGUGUGUCGAGAUUCCAGAACACACACAAAUCACAAAUUCUGUCCUGUAGAUGAAGCUGUCAUCGAUAAUAAGGAGAAACUCAACACUGCACUAAAACACUUACAGGAGAAACUGAGAAUAUUUGAGGAGUUUAAACAGAAUUUGGAUCAAACUGCAGAACAUAUUAAGUUUCAGGCUCGACACACAGAGAGGAAGAUUAAUGAGGAGUUUGAGAAACUUCACCAGUUUCUACAUGAUGAAGAGGCCGCCAGAAUAACAGCACUGAGAGAGGAAGAGGAGCAGAAGAGUCAGAUGAGGAAGGAGAAGAUUGAAAAGAUGAGCAGACAGAUUUCAUCUCUUUCACACACAAUCAGAGUCAUAGAGGAGCAGAUGACAGCUGAAGAUCUUUCAUUCCUACAGGUGGAAACAAUGAACAUUUAUACAACUUCAAUAUUCAUUAUACUGGAGACAAAUGUCAGUUUCAAACAAUAAAAGCAAAUUCAGUUUGGAUGAAUAAUCUGUGUUUCUUUCUUUUUACAGAACUUGAAGAGCACAAUGGAAAGAACCCAGUGUACACCAGCAGAUCCAGAGAACAUUUCAGGAGUUCUGAUCAAUGUCCCAAAACAUCUGAGCAACCUGAAGUUCACUGUGAUACAGAAGAUGCAGGAAAAUGUUCAAUACACUCCAGUGACUUUGGACCCCAACACUGCUCACUGUAAACUCAUCGUGUCUGAUGAUCUGAUCAGUGUGAGACUCAGUGAAGAGAAACAGCUGCUUCCUGAUAAUACUGAGAGAUUUGAUAUGUAUCCGUCUGUUUUGGGUUCAGAGGGUUUUAAUUCAGGGAUUCACUGUUGGGAUGUUCAGGUUGGAGACGGUACACGCUGGUUUUUGGGUGUGAUGACAGAAUCUGCUCAGAGGAAGAAGCAAAUAUUCUCCAGGAGUGGAAUCUGGUGUGUGAUGUUUAAUGGCGGUAAAUAUGUUGGAUUCAUUACACCUGAUCAAGGAUCUCGUCGUGUCUCAGUGAAAGAGAAACUCCAGAGAAUCAGAGUUCAGCUGGACUGUGACAGAGGAAAACUGUCAUUCUCUGAUCCUCUCACUAACACACACAUACACACUUUCAGACACACGUUUACUGAGAGAAUAUUUCCAUGGUUCACUGUUGGCUGUAAAAUGUAUCCUCUGAUGAUCUUACCAGUGAACUCCUCUGAAAAAAAGACUUAAGAAUGAAAUUACAGAUUAAACUUGUAUCUACAAAAGUUGAGUUUCUGUAGAAGACAGACUAAUCAAACGUGUCUUUGUAGCAUCAGCUGUUAAUUCAUUUAUUCUGACAUGUUUUAAUGCUUUUUAAUGAUGCUGGCUAAGAUGUGAAUUCAUAUGUGAGAUCAGUGAUUUACUGAACAUCUUAAUAAUGUGAUCUCGGGUUGUUAUUGAUCAUUAUAUGACAGAACAGUUGAGCUGGACUGUGACAGAUAACACACACACACACACACACACACACACACACACACACACGCACGUUUAUUAAGAGAAUAUUUCUAUUGUUCAAUGUUGUUCGUGACAUUUCUUCUCUAUUGAUCUUACCAGAGAACUAAAAAAGAAAAUCUUAAAUGAGUCUCUAAAGCACAAAGUCAGAAUAAGUUUGUUUUGUCUAUUAAUUCCUUCACUUGUCUUUUCUGCUGUUAAAAUACAAAUAAUCAAAUCACACUUUUAUUCAUGGUUGAAAAAUAAAUAAUUGUGGUUGAAGAAAUGAGAAUAUCUCAUGUGAGUAACGUCAUCAAUGUAACUUCAGGAGAACAUGAACAGAGAAACACAAGCAGAAGCCACAACAUCAGAACAUAUUUCAGACUUUAUAGUGAUCUAAAGCGAGCGGUUCUGCGGACUUCACAUUAGUCCACAUUCAGAACUGACGUCUGAACAACCUUGAAGACAAAGAUAUUAUCAUCAAUAUUAAUUAUUGUUAGUAUUUCACUAUUUUCUGCCUUUUUAAGUCUUUUCAACUCAACUGUAAUUUUUUACAAUCAAAUAAUAAAUAAUUU
Xyrauchen texanus (razorback sucker) is the source of this 2561-nucleotide messenger RNA. RefSeq names its product E3 ubiquitin-protein ligase TRIM39-like. The transcript is spliced from 5 exons. Gene Ontology annotation, molecular function: protein binding; zinc ion binding. NCBI's taxonomy places the organism in Eukaryota, Metazoa, Chordata, Actinopteri, Cypriniformes, Catostomidae. The record is from RefSeq and is a predicted model, not a curated record.